Esox lucius (northern pike) is the source of this 3653-nucleotide messenger RNA. It is a transcript of the gene dnttip2, whose product is annotated as deoxynucleotidyltransferase, terminal, interacting protein 2. Lineage: Eukaryota; Metazoa; Chordata; Actinopteri; Esociformes; Esocidae. The transcript has 7 exons. The record is from RefSeq and is a predicted model, not a curated record. Bases 33 to 2888 code for a protein of 951 amino acids. Gene Ontology annotation, biological process: RNA processing. Gene Ontology annotation, cellular component: nucleolus. Gene Ontology annotation, molecular function: RNA binding.
UGGCGGAAGUGAGAUGGGACAUCGUGAGCAAGAUGGUGGCUACUAGAAGAGGUGGACGCGUGUGUUCCCCAAGUAAAACAAACUCCAAUGAAUCCGCCGAAGAUGUGGCUAUCCCAGCCUCCACUCGGCAAACACGGAGGACAGCAGCCCAGUCUGAGGAGACCAGUGACUCUCAACACGAAGUUCUCCCUGAGGCCACUGGGAGGAGAAAGUCAAGGAUGUCCAAACAAACUGGCUGUUUUAAUCAGGUAGAUUCCACCCAUGAAGCUGACGUGUCUGAGUCAGAUUCCUGCUGUUCUGCUUUAUCGGAUACAGAUGCAAUCCCCAACGCACAGUCAGCUCGCAGGGGCCGAAGAGCCGCAGGUAUGGAUCAGCCUAACUCGAAGGAAGAUGAGGUGCCAAAGGGUGACACAUGCUUCUCAUCUGUGUCAAGAGAACAGAAUGCUUACAGAGUCACCAGAAGUCUGAGGAAGCCCUGCAGCUCAGUGCUGCCUGCAUCCAAGGCGAUGGACUCCCUGACCAGAGUGACCAGGAGCACACAGAGGGCUGCCAUGUCUAGCAACCGGGGUUCUUCAAAGUCUCAGAGUGAAGAAGCAGAGCUCUCCGACUCUGAGUCAUGUGCCUCUGGACCUCAGACUUCCACAGUACGCAGAGCUACUCGAGCCCGGAAGGGUCGGCUUGUCGAGGCUAUCCCCAUGCAUUUAGAAGAAACCGGCUCCAACUCUCCGGUACAACACGGGGGAAACGAGUCACAGGGAAAUGCUUUAGACUCCCAGACCUAUGACUCUGAGGGCUUUGAGUCCGGGCCUUGCAUGACUCCCAGAAGGUCGACUCGCAGGAGGAAAGGGCCUAAACAGACAGGCGCCACCGUAACAGACUCUGAGUCGGACCUGACCGACGCGUAUACCCCUCUGGGGAGUCCUUUGUUGGCGUUGGGCAGGGGCACCCCCUGCAGUAGUCGCACCGGAUCCAGCAGCAGUUCCCGGGCAACACCAGCUACCCGGAUGACAGCCAAAGCCCUCGACAUACUAGUUGUGAAAGCUUUAACCCGUUCUUCUACGGUUACUGUAUCUAGAAUAGCUGAGGAGAGCGUAGUGUCGGAAGAUCAGAAUUUAGAGGACACGGUCAAUGCUGAUCCAGACAGCUCCGUGAUAGACAUGUGUGAAGAAGACAGGACUCUCACCCUGGGUGAUGAGGACGUAGUGAUCUUUGACCCUGAGACCUCCCAAGGAGCAGCACCGGAGGAAACGGAGAGUCCGACAGCCACUGAGGAUGCCGAGAUGCCAGAGGCCACUUGUGUACAACAGGGCUCCAAGAAAACCACCGGAGAAGAGGUUGAGAUGCAUACCUCUGUCCCUACUCUGGAAAACAUUCCACAGGGUGAUGUGAAGGCAGAUGUGAAAGUUAACCUGACUGUCUGUGAGAGUGCUGAUGCAGAAAUUGCUGAAGCCACCUGUGUGCCUGCAGUGGAAACGGAGGACCAGCAGAGGGAGCCGUCCACCAAGGACGGAGCAGAUGUGGACGCCCCAGCGACAUUAGAAAAGGAGACGAUUAUGCCGGCUGAUUCACGCGUCCUCCCUCAUCAACCUGUGACCGUAACAACAUGCGAACAUGAAAUGGCCCCUGUCAUUAUGGUGUCUGAUGAGGAAAAGGAGGAAGCGCCCAUAGAUGUAGACGUGAACUCUCACCCAAAUCCUCCAUCGGAGGCGGGGAGCCAAAAAUGUAUGGCAGGGCCAAUCAAGGAGGCUAUUGAUGUGAGCGGUUCACUGGUAACUGCGGUUCAAAAGGCUGACCAAAAGGCUGACCAAGACCGUGCCCCUCACACCACCGAAGCCAUUGUGGUGACCUCCAGCCAGAACCUGAAUGUCUGUCUAUCUGCAGCUGUGAAGCCCAGGGACUCUAUUCUUGUACAGAAAACUGGCUUCAUCAGUUUGCUGGAGAGCAGUGAGGAUGAAAGUAUGGAGCAUUCAGAGGAGGAAGGUGACGAUGGUGAAAGACAGGACUCUGACGGCAAAGGAGAAGCUGUCCGUGUGGAGGAUGAGGCCAGCCCAUCUGUUGCCACCCACUCCCUGGCUUCUGACGGCGGCCUAUUUGUCAUAGAUACCCACCCUGGCCUCCAGUCAGGUGGACAGUACUACGUGGAUGAGCAGGGGAAAUCGUCCAGAGAUGGAGAGAUGGCAGCAGUUGAAGAGGGAGAUGAGGAAGAAUUUGUCGAUGAGGAAGGUAGUGACGAUGAUGAAGACUCCAAAGUCCUCUUCACGUGCAGGAAUCCCCAAUUGAAAGAGCUGUCCAGCUGUAUUGACCCAGGCCUUAGAGUAAAGGAGCUUGGGGGAUUAUACAUCAAUUUCGAUGGCAGCAAAUCAAAGACUGUCUCUAACUCACUGAGAAAACUGAAGGAACAGAAGAACCAAGAUGAGUUGAUGAAAAAGAGCGUCAUUGGCCCGGAGUUUGAAAAGACAGAUGCUGUGCCUCCAUACAAGGAGUCCAAACAUGCUGCUAAACUAAAACGUAAAGAGGAGAGGGAAAAGACAAGCGGAGCUGGCUGGUUUAACAUGAGGGCUCCGGAAAUGACAGAGGAAUUGAAGGGCGACCUCAAAGCACUGAAAAUGCGUGGCGCAAUGGACCCAAAGAGGUUUUACAAGAAGAAUGAUAGAGAUGGCUUCCCCAAGUACUUCCAGGUUGCUACAGUAGUAGAUAACCCUGUGGACUUCUAUCAUUCCCGUGUACCGAAAAAAGAAAGGAAAAGAACCAUUGUGGAGGAGUUGCUAGCUGAUGCAGAGUUCAGACACACCAACAAGAAGAAAUUCCAACAUAUCAUGGCUGAAAAAGCUGCCAUGGCUGCUGGCAGGAAGAAUAAGAAUAAUAAGAAGAAUAAGUUCAGAAAGUAAGAAUGACAUUGACUCAUCAUGGAGUGCGAUGAUUCGGCUGUAUUGAGAUCAUUACAAGUUUAUUUCUAAAUGAAAGCCUGAUAAUUAAACAUAUUACAUAUGGUGGAGUUGAGCAUUACGUUUUGUUUAAUACAAUGUCACAACACCAACAAUGUACAACCUCGUUUCUAAAAAAGUAAUGAUGUGCAAAUCAUUUAAACCCUAUAUUCAAUAGAAAAUAGUACAAAGACAACAUAUCAAAUGUUGAAACAGAGACAUUCUGAUUCUUGAAAAGUAUAUGCCCUUCAGGAACACUUCUGAAAACCACUGUCUGUGAACACAGUAUGUUGCUGCGUCUAAGAAGAAACCAGAUAUAAACAAGAUACAGAACUGCCACCACCUCUGGGCCCAAGCCCAUUUAAGAUUGGCUGAGGCAAAUUGGAAAACUGUACUGGGGUCUGACAAAUCAAAAUAGUUUUGGGAAUCGUGGACGUUGCGUUCUCCGUACUAAAGAGAGGGACCAUUCAGCUUAUCAAUGCACAGUUCAGAAGCCUGCAUCUGUGAUGGCAUUAGUGCACAUGGGAUGUGACUUUCGCAUCAGUGAAGGCACAAUUAAUGCUCAACAAUAUACACGUUUUGGAGCAAUACAUGCUGCCACCCAGACAAUGUAUUUUUCAGGGAAGGCCUUGCCUAAUUUCAGCAACACUAUGCCAAACUACAUUCUGCACAUAUCACAACAGCAUGGCACUGUAGUAAAAGUCUGGGUGCUAAACUGGCCUGCCUGCA